Molecule: messenger RNA, 3838 nt
Organism: Nematostella vectensis (starlet sea anemone)
Lineage: Eukaryota; Metazoa; Cnidaria; Anthozoa; Actiniaria; Edwardsiidae
Product: endosome/lysosome-associated apoptosis and autophagy regulator family member 2
Exons: 31
Coding region: 156-3215 (1019 amino acids)
Source: RefSeq, a predicted model, not a curated record
UGGAACAUUGAACACGGUCAGUUUUGUCUGCCAUCUUGAGGCAUUGUGUCUAGUCGCCGAAAUAGAUCUCGGGGAUCAUCUCUAAACAACCAAGAGAUAUCCCUGGCUUCCUAUCGAAUAGGAGCCUCUACAAGUCAGGGUUUUACCCUUUCAACAUGGGCUUUAAUAUACGAGGGAAAAGGAUAUGUUUUUUUGUCGUGUUUGUGGCUAUUUUCUUGAGUCCUACAAAAGGGGAAACCUGUAAACCGGAGCAAAUUCGGUACGAUUUUACCGAAUGUGAUUCAAGCGAUGGCAGAUAUCGCGUAGCUGUGCCCAAGACACCAGACUCCUGUGAAGUCGCUCAAAAACCCACCAGACAAAAAGAAUGCACUUUUUCCUGCAAAGAAGGAACCUAUCUGGAUAUAAGUAGUGAAAAGCUGGAGUGUAAGGAUUGCCCAACUGGACAUUACAGUAUUGGUGGUGGGAUCAGGUUCACUGACUGGAGGAAGUUUCCUGUGGGGUUUGACACACACAGUUCACCUGUUCAGUAUCGAGGAUAUGGUUAUGACGAUGAGUUCUCCAAAGAAAAAGGGAGCAACUGCUCAAAGUUGGGAUGGAAGCCGCUUGGUGAUAGCAUUGGUUCUUCUGGUGAUGAGUGCACUUCUCAACUCAAUUAUGCAGUCACUCUGAAGAGAGAUGGCCAAGUCUCAUUCAAGUAUCACUUCACAGACAGACUGUACACUGUGUUCAGGGUGUUUCUGCGCAAUGAUCAGUGCAGGGUGUCUUCAGUUAAUAAGGGCAACAUUUAUCCAGAUAACACCAAUGAAAACGAAUGGAGAAAUUUGACGAUACCACUGAAAGCUGGGCGUAACCUGAUAACAUGGGAGGUGUCUGCCAUCACUUAUGGAUCUCACGAACAGAGAGACCCUGUUUAUAUCAGUGAGAUAGAAGUACAAGGUGUGGCUUAUACAUCUGAGUGCCAGCCAUGCCCUGCAGGAACCUUUAAUGACAAGAUGGCUGCAGCUCAUUGCCAGAUGUGCCCCAAGAAUUCCUUCUCUAGUUCUGGAGCGACCAAGUGCAAUCAGUGUAAUGAGGUUACAGAAUUUUCAAGUCCAGGCUCCUCAAAUUGCACCCAGAGAAAGCCCUGCACCGAGCAAGACUUCUACUCCACCAGAUCCGAGUGUGACGCAAAUCAUGCCACCAAAGUCACAUUCCAGUGGAUUGAGCCAAAGAUAUGCCGUGAUGAUCUUGAGGGCAGUGUGAAGCUGCCUGCCUCAGGGGGGACUCAAGACUGUCCUCCAUGUAACCCUGGUAUGACAGCCAAUGGCACAGACUGUAUAUUCUGUCCAGAGAACCAUUACAGUGAUGGCAUUAAAGGUUGUAAGCAGUGCCCUGUGUCCACCUCGCCUGUUUAUGGAUAUGAUUUCCGAUGGUGGAGAAACUUGCCACCUAACAUGAAGGCAUCAUGCUUCUCUUUGUCAGAGAGAGGGUGUGCCUCAAGGCAAGGCUGGCAGUUGUAUGGUGAGCACAUCACAAGCGGUAUGAACCAUGCCGAUGAUGUCUACCUGGUGCUGCACCUAGAAACAAAGGGCUUUGGUGCCCCAACAGGAAAGAUGGGACAAUAUGGAUUGAUCAGCAUUGUGUUUGAAAUGGAUUGCCAGGGAGACUGUCUGCUUAAGUUUAAACAGGCUGUAGGCUACAAGAGUGUUCAACUAAUAGAGUCAUGGAAAGGAAAGCAUACAAAGACCAGAUACGACUACAUCAUCACUUCCCAAGAGCGUACAACAUUCACAUGGACAUUCCAGAAGAUCUCGUCUGAUUUUAUGAUGACAAAGACUACCCACAAUUACCCUAAUGACAGAGUGAAAAUCUAUUCUAUCAACGUGACCAAUACCAUCUCUGGUGGUGCCACCGUGUGUAAAGACUGCCCUGUCACUUCUAAAUCCUCCUCAGGCUGUGUUGCUUGUCCUCUUGGGAAUUAUAUCAAUACCAAGCUGAAGCAGUGUGUGCCCUGCCCAGAAAACACUUAUUUGAACGUUACCAACCCUUAUGGGAAAGGUGCUUGCAUACCAUGUGGACCAGGCUUAAAGAGUGAUAAAGCCUCCACAACAUGCUAUUCAGACUGUAAGUUCCAUUCCAAGAGGCAUGGCCGCCAAUUUGAUUUCUCCGAUUUGCAAGGGCAAGUCUCAGUGUCCGGGGCACCAGCCUUCACAAGUCGCGGAUCUCGCUACUUCCACAUCUUCCAUAUCAGCUUGUGUGGUCACCCGUACAAGGGGGCAGUAUGCCAUAGCAACAUCAGCAUCAAUUCUGGCAGACAUGAGGACUUUAAUCUGACAUCCAAUGUUUGUCGCUUCACUAUCAUCCCCAACAACAAAGGCCAAGCCCUUGCUGUACAACCACUCAAGCUUGGGGAGGAACUGCAAGCUAUUACAGAAGACCUCGAAGAUGUCCGUCCUUCAGCUUUUGAAGACGAAGGGCUGAUCAGCAACAAGACCGCUCAUUUCUGCUACAAGUAUCACUCUUCCAGGGCCACUUCAGCCUGUCCACAAGGACGUACGAUCCUUGUCACGCUGAAAUGCGACCCCAACGCAAAAGAUAAGGGUCUCCUGCAGAUGCCUGCUCGCUGCCCGGAUGGCACAUGUGACGGAUGCAAAUUUGAGUUCCUGUGGAAGACGCAGAAGGCAUGUCCUGUUUGCCAAGUGGCGGACUACCAGAAGGUCACUUCAGCAUGUGAGUCUGGGAAAAAGAGGACCACGUACAUGUGGAAGGAGCCAAGAAUCUGCACUGAUGGUGUUGAUCUUCCGGAGGAGAAUGUUGUGGAAUGUAGCAUCUUGGAUCAAACCGUCGGAUCUGCCAUGAAGGAUUUCAAGAUCGGUAUUGGAGUUGCUGCUCUGCUGACGGUGUUGUUAGUCUGUUCCGUGUGCUUCCUUUACUGCAAAAAUAGAAGGUUGAACUACAAGUAUCACCGCUUAGUGCAGAAUGCGAGUGGAUCGGGGGCAGACCUGCCCACUGUAGAACGCUGUGGUAUGGACGAGGAUGAGGAGGACGAAGACGAGGAGACCCACUUCCAUCGCGGGGCUAAGGAACGGGGUAAGAAGAUCUUGAAGAGCAUCCGGAACCUAACCAGCGGUGGAAAAAAGGAAAGGGCGUUUGACGACGAGGAGGAUGACGAGUUUUUCGAAUCCGUUCAGCUGGAGGCCGUGAAGGAACAGGCGUCAGACAAACUGAUGAUGUGAACAGGCGGCUCGCAUAGGAAGCGAAUAGCACCCUCCCGCCAAUAUAAUCUAACUUCUCGACGUCAGCCUCCGAAGACAGCUGUUGCCGCGUUAUCGAGAAAACUUGACACGCGUGCGCAUGUCUAGUUGUAGAUAACCGCUGAUUAAGUAAUACUGGUGAUUGUCAGUAUUGCUUAUCUCACAGGAGCGUGAGUACUAGUCAGCGCAUCUCUUACUGCGGUUAGCUGCUGGCCGUAUGUCUCGCUGACUAAAGGGUGUUUAUCACUAGAAAAAAAUAAGCGUAUUUAAGGGUUGUUAAUGUUGCUUGUUGUUAAUGUUGUUUUUGUACUUUCUGCAGUAUUUCCUUAAAAUUCCUGAUAUUCAUAUGUAUUCCUGGUUUAAAGAUAAGCCUCCAAUUUUAAGUUAAAAUUAUAAUUUAAUGUGGCUGUUGUAAAUUUUAGGAAUUAGUCAAUAGACAAACUUUCAUUGUACGCUAGUAUUUAAACGAAUAGGUUUUUUUAGCUUUAAACCCUACUACCUAUCAAAAAGAAAGCACUUCGAAAAUAAACAAGAUCAUAAUUAUAAGUGCCUUCAAAAAAUACAAGUGCAUAAUUUUUACGUGAAUAAAGUAUCUACUUCCAAAA